Molecule: messenger RNA, 855 nt
Organism: Mesorhabditis spiculigera
Lineage: Eukaryota; Metazoa; Nematoda; Chromadorea; Rhabditida; Rhabditidae
Source: the annotation of a GenBank genome assembly
AUGGCUGCCCCACCGCAUGAUGGCCCAUACCCGGUGCCGUACACCACCAAGAUGACGUCGCCUUACCAGGAAGGCCAAACCAUCCAGCUGCGCGGAAAAAUCAACCCCGAUGCGAAGAGCGUUGAGUUCAACUUGCUCCGCGGCCAUUCUGAUCUGCCGGCUGCCGAGGCGAUCCUUCACCUGAAAUUCAAGUUUGAUGAUGGAAAGAUCGUGCUCAACAGCUACCAGGGUGGUACCUGGGGUAAAGAAGAAAAGGAGUCACUACAUCUGAAGGCUGGUGAUGACUAUGAUUUGCGAGUCCGCGCGCUGGCUGAUCACUUCGAAGUUCGUCUCAACGGCGUGAAAGUUCACGACUAUAAGCACCGCGUCCCGUUCACGAUGUCGGAGUACUUCCAGGUGAAAGGUGAUUGCACGUUGACCCAUGUGAACUGGGGUGGACGUGUCUAUACCCUGCCAUGGGAGACUGGUUUCGCCAACCAGGCUAGCAUGCCUGCUGGACAAAAAAUCAAUUUGUAUGCCGUGCCGAAGGGAGACCGCUGGAACCUGGAUUUCAUCGCCCGCAACGGCGAUAUUCUUUUCCACUGGAACCCGAGGUUCAACGAAAAAGCCAUUGUGCGCAACUCGCAGAAGGCUGGAACUUGGGGAAAUGAGGAGCGCGAGGGACCAUUCCCCUUCAAGAAGGAGCACGGCAAUGAGAUUACGAUCAUCAAUGAGCCGUAUUCGAUCCAGGUGAUCGUCGACGGUCAUCAGAUCGGCACCUUCCAACAUCGUACUGCAGACCCUGCUCAGGAUUACAUCGGGUUCCGCAUUGACGGCGAGGUUGACAUCGUCAACAUCGACUACCGCCACCCACAA